UCAAUCUAAUGUCAUUCGUAUGAGGUCAACUCUUGAGGUCAGCUGUUGCGGUGAUUGUGUUUUUAUUUUUCUUGCUACCUAGUUAUCUCUUUUGUUUACCUAGGUGCCGAUUAUUUAAAUCUAACUCAAUAAAUUCCUAUAUUCAGAUUCUCAUAUAUGACGAGUAAUUAAAGUCAACAUUAUUCUUCAAUCAUAUACCUAAUCCGAGGUCGAAUAGACUUCAUUGAGUCAUUGCUUGAUUUAACUCUUGUCCAUUCUUUCAAACUUUUUAACGUAAUUUAUCAUUGUUUGUUUACACAAGUGUACACGAUUUGUCCUUUUAAACUUUUAUUAUGGACAUGUUGGGAGUUGCAGAAGAGAAAAGAAAAGUACCAAACAUGCUAAGAAAGGUUCUACAGUAUGAUGUGCAAAUUACAAAAAAAUUUGUUGAAUUAGCUCUGAGGACUACAGCACUGAAAUCACUUCGUACUCAUGCAAAAUUAUUUGAGGUUAACAAUAUUUAUGGAAUUUUAAAACAAGUACACUCAUGGGUGUCUUGUCAUGGCAUAGUGUGGCUAGCUGGCUGGCUCAGUUUCAUAUGGCUGUUUAAUAAUAAAGAUUUGUACCAAUUGCAAGUUAACAUGUUAAUUGCUCUCAUCCUGGACAUUAUAAUAAUAGCUGUAAUCAAAGCAUUUGUAAGAAGACGAAGGCCCGUGCCCAUGAAUAAGUUGAUGGAGCUUGGUCCUGACAAAUUUUCAUUCCCGUCAGGUCAUACUAGCAGAGCUGUACUGGUUGCUUUUAUACUGAUCUGUCUGAACCCCAUUUCUAUUAUAUUUUAUCCUCCAUUACUUGCAUGGGUUACUGCUGUAUCCAUAUCUAGAGUUCUACAGGAGCGUCAUUAUUUGCUAGAUGUGUUCUGUGGAGUUGGUAUUGGACUUUUAGAAGGCCUUCUCAUGUCUUUAAUAUGGUUUUCUCAAAGCGCAUCAGCGAGUAUAUUAUCAUCAUUGUCAGAUGAAAAAUUAGAUGGUGGAGAGUACCAUGUUUAAAGUGUGCAAAUAUGUGUAAUGAUAGUGUUAAUAAAUUUAUUGAUACUGUGUCAGAGUUGCCAUCCAUAAAAUUAACAAACCAAUUAUAAUAAAAAUAAUAUGGAACAGAUUUUGACUAUAUAUGAAAUUUCAUUUGGACAUUCUCUAGAAAAUACUUUGUGUAAUCUCAGACGGAUGGCAACCCUAUGGUAUUAUUCCUGUGAUCAUAAUAUUGAGUGAAAAAAGUAACAAAAUAUAAAUUAAUAAAUGAUAUUGAGUGUUAAUAAUAUAUAAGCUGUUAGAGUAACUAGUCAUUUUAAAGUAAUGUUAUGUUCAAAUCAGUUUUUAUGGUUGCUACUUCCUACCAAUGUAUACAAUGUCUUGAUUUUUAUAAUACAGUCUAUAUAACCUGCAGUAACGAGGUGUCUACAA
Molecule: messenger RNA, 1436 nt
Organism: Galleria mellonella (greater wax moth)
Lineage: Eukaryota; Metazoa; Arthropoda; Insecta; Lepidoptera; Pyralidae
Product: polyisoprenoid diphosphate/phosphate phosphohydrolase PLPP6
Exons: 4
Coding region: 333-1025 (230 amino acids)
Molecular function (GO): sphingosine-1-phosphate phosphatase activity
Source: RefSeq, a predicted model, not a curated record